Messenger RNA from Cryptotermes secundus, 2983 nucleotides. It is a transcript of the gene lt, whose product is annotated as vacuolar protein sorting-associated protein 41 homolog. The record is from RefSeq and is a predicted model, not a curated record. The transcript is spliced from 17 exons. Gene Ontology annotation, cellular component: late endosome; HOPS complex. The coding region runs from base 1 to 2358 and encodes 785 amino acids. Gene Ontology annotation, biological process: endosomal vesicle fusion; macroautophagy; cellular response to starvation. Lineage: Eukaryota; Metazoa; Arthropoda; Insecta; Blattodea; Kalotermitidae. Gene Ontology annotation, molecular function: protein binding.
AUGAUCCAUUUGCUUGAUCAUCAAGGAAACAAUGUACGCAACAAGGAGCUGCAAGCGCAUACUGUUGCUGUUAAUCAAAUCAGUAUUGACCAAAAUGGAGAUUUUAUUGCGAGCUGCUCUGAUGAUGGGAAAGUUUUCAUCUAUGGUCUUUAUUCAAUUGAAAACAACCAUAAUAUGGUCAUUGGCCGUCUUGUCAAAUCAAUAGCCAUUGACCCUAACUAUUACAAGUCUGGUUCAGGACGAAGGUUCAUUACAGGAGAUGAACGGCUGGUUCUGCAUGAGAAGACCUUCUUAUCUCGACUAAAGUCAACUGUCUUAUAUGAAGCUGAGGGUGGAGUGCAGAAUAUUAAGUGGAAUGGUCAGUUUGUGGCAUGGGCUAGUGACAUCGGUGUCCGAGUGUAUGACAUCAAUGCUAGGUGUUCUCUAGGCCUCAUCAAAUGGAAUAGAAAUCCAGAUGCAUUACCAGAGUAUUACCGUUGCAAUUUGUGUUGGAAGAAUUCAACCACCCUUCUUGUAGGUUGGGUAGAUACAGUGCGAAUCUGUAUGAUACGGAAACGCAGCUUGGCUGAGCUCGCCAACAGAGAACUACCUGAGUUUGUAGUAGAGCCAGUAUCUACAUUUACUGCUGAGUUCUACAUCUGUGGAAUUGGUCCGCUAGAUAACCAUUUAGUUCUUCUUGGCUAUGUGAAAGAGCCCGACUUGGAUGGCAAGGCUCAACGACCUCAGCUUUAUGUUGUUGAGCCUAGGACAGAAGAUUACGUGGAGAUCUGCACAGACUCCUUGUCCCUGCGUGGCUAUCAAGAAUAUAAGUGUAAUGAUUACCACCUUGAAUGUCUGAUAGAAGAAAAUAGAUUCUUCAUUGUAAGUCCAAAAGAUGUUGUGGUGGCUAGUCCGUAUGAUGCAGACGACCGUGUCCAGUGGCUAAUUGAACAUGGUAAAUAUGAGGCUGCAAUGGAGGCUGUAACUCAGUUUGAAGGCCGUGAUUUAAAGAGACACACAUUACUGCAAGUGGGACGCGCCUAUUUGGAUCAUCUUCUGUUUGAACAGAAAUUUGAUGAAGCUGGUAAACUUUGUCUUAAAAUCCUGGGAAAGGAUAAACGUCGAUGGGAAGAGGAAGUGUUCAAAUUUGCACGAUUACAGCAGCUGCGGGCUGUAAGUCGUUAUCUGCCUCGAGGAGACAAUGCGCUUGAGCCUCAUAUCUAUGAAAUGGUGCUGUAUGAAUACCUCAAAAUGGAACCUCAGGGUUUCCUGAAUUUGGUGAAGGAAUGGUCACCUACACUGUACAAUGUACCAGCUGUAGUUAAUGCGGUUUUGGAACACCUUAUAGUGAAUGAUUCUGAUAAAACAUUAUUACUUGAAGCUCUGGCUAUUUUAUAUUCCCAUGAAAAAAAAUAUGACAAAGCUUUUGCCAUGUAUUUGAAGUUACGUCACAAAGAUGUGUUUCAGCUUAUUCACAAACAUAACUUGUUUGGGGCUAUCCAUGAUAUGAUAGAAGAUCUCAUGGACCUUGAUGUGGACCAAGCAAUCAGUAUGUUUCUAGAAAAGGAACGAAUACCAUCUGAAGUCGUGGUAACUCGUCUAAAAAAUAACCAGUAUUAUUUAUACCUGUAUCUAGAUGCACUGGACAAAAGAGAUGUUCGGGAAUCAGGACGAAAAUACCAUGGACUCUUAGUUCAGCUUUAUGCUGAUUUUUCCAGAGACAAACUGCUGCCCUUCCUUCGUCGCUCUGACCAGUACCCCAUCCAGCAAGCACUGGAUAUCUGUCAGCAGCGAUGUUUCUAUCCUGAGAUGGUGUAUCUUUUAGGUCGUAUUGGGAAUACAAAGGAAGCGUUGGUUUUGAUAACCCAGGAACUUAGUGACAUUGAACAGGCCAUUGCCUUCUGCAAGGAACAUGAUGACAUGGAACUUUGGGAAGAUCUGAUACAAUAUUCUCUCAACAAACCUGAUUUUAUAACAUUCUUACUGCAGAAGAUUGGAACCUAUGUUGAUCCUCGAAUUUUGGUUAAGAGAAUUGAAAGUGGCCUAAAAAUACCAGGCUUACAGAACUCUCUAGUCAAGAUGAUGCAAGAUUACAACUUACAGGUAUCUGUGCAGGAAGGCUGCAAAAAGAUUCUGGUGUCUGAUUACUUCAAUCUCCAUGAAAAAUUGGUCUCCAUGCAACAGAGGGGCAUUGCUAUAGAUGAUGAACAAAUUUGUGGAGCAUGUCAUAGGAAGAUAAUUGUAAAAGAUCUAAGCCAUGCCAGCAAUGUUGUUCUGUUUUACUGUAAACAUUCAUUCCAUGAAGAAUGUCUCCCUACUUUAGAUAUUGAUGUUAACUCUAAAAUUGAGUUACAUAUGAUGAUAAUGCUGAGCACAUAAGACUUCAUCCAAGAGCAAAACGUCAAAAUAAGGCAUGAAUCAGGAACUUGUUGAUGAAAACAGAUGUGUCACUAUCCAUGACUUUGCUGGUGAUGUGGGGAACUCAGUUUGGAUCAUACCGAAGCAUUUUUACACAACUGAGCACGUAAUGGAUUGCAGCAAACUUGUGCUUUGUCCGUUAAUUGAUGAAUGAGAGCAGAAUUGUAGUCAGUCCUUCCAUAAAAUACUUCAGAGAGACCUACACAUCCCUGUGUGGCCUUUCUAUAUUUCCUAAACUCAAGUUGGCAUUUAAGAGAAAAGAUUUAACGUUGUUCAAAAUACAUGACUUCUGCAAAUGCUUCCAAUAAUGGCAUAAUCACUAGACUUUCUACAUCAAGUUGCAUGAGAACUACUUCAGAUCUGACAGCAUCAAAUAGAGGGUGUCAGUAUGACAGAAGAAAAGCACAGUCCAGAAAUUAUUUGAUCACAUUACCUAUUACAUUGAAAACUAGUAUGAUGAUAAAAUUGCACAGCAUGGUCAGUUAAUUUAUUUCUAGGUACUUGCACUAUAGCCAUGGGGUUUACUCAGCCUCUAACAGAAAUGAGUACCAGGAAUUUUCCUGGGGGGUAAAGGGUGGCAGGCAUG